AUGGCCGACGACGGUCCAUACUCGGCCGCCAACGACUCAGACGGCGACGAGGAUGUCUCUGUGAACCAGCUGUCGCCUUCAGAUGGGUUCUUCGCGCCUUCUUCGUCGUCCAAUGUCGUGCCGCAUGUGCCUAAUGUUAUGCUCAUCGACCCCACACUGCAACGGCCAUUAGAGACAGCUGCAGAGUCCAAAGCACGCGAGGCAGACGAGGCGCCUCUUGCACAUUCCCGCCGUUCAUAUCAUCACACUCCCGGCGCUUCGUACUACAGCGAACAAAGGCAAGCGAGCUCGUUUGCCCAACCUGCUCGGCAUAAUACCACCUCGUACCCGUCUUAUCCACUCUACAUUCCGUCCUCGUCAUCAGCAGCAGCGUCGACAUCGACAGUGCCAUCGGGAUCACAACAGCAGGUACGAGCGGGCCCCUUCAUAGGACGUGCUCCCUCUUUAUAUUCUGACGCGCCGCCUCCCUACUCGCCCUCACCUACGUCCCCCCUCUCUCCCGCAAGCCCGUCCAACCAAGCCAGGAACUACAGCACCAUCACUUACAAUAUGGGUAUCGAGAAUGAGCGGCUGCUGGGGCAAGACCCCGAGAGCAUGGCUGAGCCAGGUGAAGGUGACGAACCACAACGCAGCCCUCUGUGGGCGCGGCGCAUCAGAAAACGUCUGCUGCCGUGGAUGAGUUGGCGCAUGCUGAUGCUUACCGUGAUCUUGCUUGCUGUAACUGUUGGGUUUCUGGCAAGUUCAUAUCGAGUCUUCAAGGGAGGGGAGAAUAAAAACAGCAUCAGACCCCAGGUCCCUUCUGAUGGGGUUGAGCGGCCACCAGAAGAACCCCAGCAACCACCCACAGCACCAGGCGCACCUAGCUCACAGCCAUUGCAACCAACCUUCUGCACGGACGCAUCGCUCCGCUUCCCAGACCAAAUUUUGGCCGUUGACUUUGGCAAGAACCAAAACCUGACAUUUGUGCAAGAUUCGCACAAUCAUGGAGGUAACUCGCAAGUCAGAGUCGGUGGCCAGGUCAACCUACGACUGCUUGAUGGUGGGGGAGAACCCCGCAUCAUACUGGAAAUCGUCACCAACGACGAGAACCUGCGGCUAGAUGUCUUUGCCGAUAAGGACCUGCAGGCCAUGAGGGUUAGUGUGCCUAAGAAAUUUGCUUCCCUUGACUCGGGUGACGUGCCUUGCGUGGAAAUGCGGGCGACUAUCUGGGUGCCCAAGGGAGGCCAGCUAAAAGAGCUCAAGAUUGGCGCUAUUCAGCUUGAUAUUCUUUUGUUGGACGACUUGUCCAUCCAGGUCGACGGUUACUCUAGGAUCACGUCAAUCACGGGAGACAUCGUGUCUGGUGCUGACAAGCCCCUCUCGUAUGAGAACCUGGGUUUGGUCUUCAAUGAGAAUCCAGACUACACCUUUGUCCCGGCCAAGCAAUCUUACAACCUGGAUUCGCGCGUUACUGAGGUCACAAGCACAUCUGGCAAGAUCAACGGAAACUGGCCCCUUUACGAUGUAUUGGGGCUUCACACUACGGCUGGCGACGUCAAAGUCAGCAUCACGCCUAAAUCGGUGCUCGAGUCUGACCCCAAGCCAGCUAUACUGUCUAUCAGCUCUAUCUCAGGCUAUAUACAUGCGACCGAGCCUGUUCAUUUGGUUGACCAGAUACUCUUACGCGAAUACCUGGUUGAUCUCAAAUCAACCUCGGGCGGUAUCCACGGUGCAUUCGCCUUUGGCUCGGGUGUCGAAUUGAAGAGUACGGCUAGUGACAUCGCCGUUGAUCUACUCCCUGUUAUCGACUCGGACAAGCUAUCAGCCUCGCGACCUGCACAGCUAGAGACGACAACUACAAGUGGCACGACGGCAAUUCGCAUACUUGAACCUGUUUGGUUUGGGAGCAAAAAGGCCACCAGAGAGCAAAAGUAUAUUCCUUACCAGCCUAUCGGAAACGGGGAUUCACAUGAUUCAAUCCAGCCUGUGUCUCCACCUGACAGUAUCGCGGGCAGCCGCAGGGCGGCUGCCGUUGCCCGACCGUUUGACUGCCUGCAGGCUCUGCACAAGUCGACUAGCUCCGACGUGGGACUGCGUUACCCACAAUCCUGGGUAGGAGAUCUGCAAGCCCAGUCGACUAGCGGCACGCUCAACGUCAAGGGCAAGGACGUCAGAGUAACCAAAUCUACCGGCGGCUGGCCUGGAACCAUGAUGAAGGCACACAAGGGGAAGAGUGGUAACGGCUCCACCAUCGUAGUCAAUACCAUGAUGGGAAGCUUAGACGCAGUGAUUGGGGACACAUGA
Pseudomassariella vexata is the source of this 2283-nucleotide messenger RNA. RefSeq lists its product as uncharacterized. The transcript is spliced from 2 exons. Lineage: Eukaryota; Fungi; Ascomycota; Sordariomycetes; Amphisphaeriales; Pseudomassariaceae. The coding region runs from base 1 to 2283 and encodes 760 amino acids. The record is from RefSeq and is a predicted model, not a curated record.